UUUUCCUUACAGAGUUGAGCAAGGACACAAUUACUGGAGUUGAACCUUAUUGGUAAGAUGAAUGUGUUGAGGAUUUAGUGAUAAAUGGUACUGUACAGAGACAAAUUAAACACAGGCUGGUGAUAAACUUCAUAAAUGUGAUGAUUUUGCCAGAGAAUUUAGUCGAGGUAAUGCCUAAAAGAGACUUGAGAAAAAUUACUGAUAAAAAAUGUCGUAAAUGUGAUGUUUGAGCUAUAGAAUUUAGUCAAGAUAGUGAAUUAAAGGGACACACGAGAAAACUUACUGGUGACAAAUGUCAUAAAUUUAAAUUUUGUGAUAGAUAAUAUACUAGUGGCAGUUAUCUGAAGAGACACAUGAGAACACAUACUGGAGUGAUGUAUAUGGUUAAAUGUUUAGUCAAGUCAGUAAUUCACUAAAAGUCAUGAAAACACAAACAGGCAAGAAACCUCAUGUCUGUGAUGUAUGUGGUAGAGGGUUUAGUCAGCAUUGGUAUUUACAGACUCACAUGAGAACACAUACAGGUGAUAAACCUUAUGACUGUGAUGAAUGUGGUAAAGGGUUUAAUCAACAAGGUCAUUUACAGAGUCACAUGAAAACACAUAUGGGCGAUAAACAUCAUGACUGUGGUGUAUGUGGAAAAGGCUUCAGUCAGCCGGGUAGUUUAAAGAUUCACAUGAGAAUACAUUCAGGUGAUAAACCUCAUGAUUGUGAUGUGUGUGGUAAAAGGUAUAGUCAGUUUGAUAAUUUACAGAUUCACAUGAGAAUACAUUCAGGUGAUAAACCCCAUCACUGUGAUUUAUGUGGUAAAGGAUUUAGGAAGCUGGGUAAUUCACAGAUUCACAUAAGAACACAUACAGGGGAUAAACCUCAUGACUGUGAUUUAUGUGGGAAAAAGUUUAGUCAUGUUCAUAAUUUACAGAGACACAUGAGAACACAUACAGAUGAUAAACCUCAUGACUGUGAUUUAUCAUGUUUAUGUGGUAAAACGUUAAGCCAUCUUGGUAAUUUACAGAGACACAUGAGAACACAUACAGAUGAUAAACCUCAUGAAUGUAAUGUAUGUGGUAAAGGAUUUAGUCACCUUGGUCAUUUACAUAGACACACAAAAACACAUGAUGGCGAUAAAUCUCAUGAAUGUGAUGUAUGUGAUAAAAGGUUUAGUCAGCUUGGUAAUUUACAGAGUCACAUUAGAACACAUACAGGUGAUAAACCUUAUGGCUGUGAUGUAUGUGGUAAAGGGUUUAGUCAGCCUGGUAAUUUACAGAGACACACGAGAACACAUACACAUGAUACAGGUGAUAAACCGUAUGACUGUGGUGUAUGUGGUAAAGGGUUUAGUCAGCCUGGUAAUUUACAGAUUCACAUGAGAACACACACACGUGAUAAACCUCAUCACUGUGAUUUAUGUGGUAAAGGGUUUAGUCAGCUUGGAAAUUUACAGAGACACAUGAGAACACAUACAGGUGAUAAACCUCAUCACUGUGAUUUAUGUGGUAAAGGGUUUAGUCAGCUUGGAAAUUUACAGAGACACAUGAGAACACAUAUUGGAGAUAAACCUCAUAACUGCGAUUAAAGUGGUAAAGGAUUUAGUAAUCUUAGUAAUUUACACAUAAGAACACAUACAGGCGAUAAACAUCAUAUCGGUGAUGUAUGUGGUAAAGGGUUUUAAGGGUUUAGUCAUCAUGGGGAUUUACAGGUUGACAUGAAAACAAACAGGUGAAAAACAUCAUAGAAGUUUUUGUGGCAGAUUUUUUUUCAAGUUAUUAUCAUAAAGAGACGAACAAGUACACAUACCUUAUGUCUGUGAUGGUUGUGGUACAGGGCUUAGUCGACAUGGUCAUUUACAGAGACACAUAAGGACACAUACAGGUGAUAAAGCUCAUGACUGUGACGUAUGUGGUAAAGGGUUUAGUCAUCUUAUUAAUUUACAGAUUCAUAUGAAAAUACAUACAGGCGAUAAACCUUAUGUAUAUGAUGUAUGUGGUAAAGGGUUUAGUAAUCUUAGUUAGUAAUUAAAAGAGACACAUUAGAACACAUACAGGCGAUAAACCCCAUGACUGUGGUGUGUGUGGCAAAGGAGUUAAUCAGCUUAGUAGUUAACAGAUUCACAUGAAAACACAUACAAGCUAUAAAUCUUAUGUAGGUAGUAAAAGGUUUAGUCGGCUUUGUAAUUUUACAGAAACUAAUUAAAAGACAUACAUCCAGUAAAACAUCAGAAAUGUUAUGCAUGUGUUGAAGAUUUUAUUGGAAAUGAUGACUUAAAGAGACACAUUAGAAUACAAACUGGGGUAAAACUCGUAAAAUGGAUUUUUGUUUUAAAGAAUUUAUUGGAAUUAAUCCAUUAAAAAUUGUGUAUAUGGAAGAAAAUUAACAUAUAUACCUGUAUACUGGAGAUAAACUUUAUAAAUGUGAUGUAUGUGGUGGAGUGUUUAGUUAGAGUGGUAAAUUAGAUAGACACAUGAGAACACAACUGGUGGAAAACUUUAUAAAUGUGAUGUAUGAGGUAGAGGGUUUAGUGAGAGUGGUACUUUAUAUAAACACACAUACAG
Mytilus californianus (California mussel) is the source of this 2549-nucleotide messenger RNA. RefSeq names its product zinc finger protein 239-like. Bases 389 to 1573 code for a protein of 394 amino acids. The record is from RefSeq and is a predicted model, not a curated record. The transcript has a single exon. NCBI's taxonomy places the organism in Eukaryota, Metazoa, Mollusca, Bivalvia, Mytilida, Mytilidae.